This is a messenger RNA of Heterocephalus glaber (naked mole-rat), 3631 nucleotides long. RefSeq names its product Bardet-Biedl syndrome 4 (gene Bbs4). The record is from RefSeq and is a predicted model, not a curated record. Lineage: Eukaryota; Metazoa; Chordata; Mammalia; Rodentia; Bathyergidae. Gene Ontology annotation, biological process: cilium assembly; protein localization to cilium. Gene Ontology annotation, molecular function: protein binding. Gene Ontology annotation, cellular component: ciliary basal body.
UUUUUUAGUGUGGGCAUCAGCCGGCGGGGCAUGACGGAGCUGGCCGGGCCGAGAAGCGGACUGGCUGGCGGCCUCUCGGGUUGCGUUCCAGAACCAGGUCGCUCCGCGUGCGGGAAGGAGGUUCGCGCCGGAAGCAGCUUUCUCCCAGCCCCGUCUGGUCCUCUUCGGGCUUGGAAGGGAGGCUCUGACACAGAUGUGGAGACGUCUCUGAGAACUCAGUUUCCUGCAUCUGCUGAAUCUCAAAAACCCAGCAAGAAAAAAGUUCCGGAGGAGCCCAUCUUGGAGAAGCUGAACUGGCUGAUCCAUCUGCACUACAUCCGGAAGGACUAUGAGGCGUGCAAGACUGUUAUCAAAGAACAGCUUCAGGAGACUCAGGGGCUGUGUGAAUAUGCUAUCUAUGUCCAAGCACUGAUACUCCGGCUGGAAGGAAACAUCCAAGAAUCCCUAGAGCUCUUUCAGACGUGUGCUAUUCUCAGCCCUCAGAAUGUGGACAACCUCAAGCAGGUCGCACGCUCACUAUUUCUUUUGGGAAAACAUAAGGCUGCCAUCGAAGUAUACAAUGAAGCGGCUAGACUCAACCAGAAAGACUGGGAGAUCUGCCAUAACCUAGGAGUGUGCUACAUGUACCUGAAGCAGUUCAGCAAGGCACAGGACCAGCUGCACAGUGCUCUCCAGCUGAAUAGGCAUGACCUGACCUACAUCAUCCUGGGGAAGAUUCACCUGCUAGAGGGCAACGUGGACAAGGCCAUCGAAAUCUACAGGAAAGCAGUCGAGUUCUCACCAGAAAACCCGGAGCUGCUCACAACACUGGGGCUACUCUACUUACAGCUUGGCAUUUACCAAAAGGCAUUUGAACAUCUUGGAAAUGCACUGACGUAUGACCCCACCAACUACAAGGCCAUCCUGGCUGCAGGCAGCAUGAUGCAGACUCACGGGGACUUCGACGUUGCCCUCACCAAGUACAGAGUUGUAGCCUGCGCUGUCCCAGAAAGUCCUCCUCUCUGGAAUAACAUUGGAAUGUGUUUUUUUGGCAAGAAAAAAUACGUGGCAGCUAUCAGCUGCCUGAAGCGAGCCAACUACCUGGCCCCCUUCGACUGGAAGAUCCUGUAUAACCUGGGCCUUGUCCACCUGACCAUGCAGCAGUAUGCGUCUGCCUUCCACUUCCUGGGCGCAGCAAUCAACUUCCAGCCCAGGCUGGGGGAGCUCUACAUGCUCCUGGCUGUGGCCUUGACCAACCUGGAAGAUACAGAGAAUGCCAAGAAAGCCUACGCAGAAGCAGUCCGCCUGGACAAGUGUAACCCUUUAGUAAACCUGAACUAUGCUGUGCUGCUGUACAACGAGGGCAACAAGAGGGGUGCCCUGGCCCAGUACCAGGAGAUGGAGAAGAAAGUCAACUUCCUCAAGGACAACAGCGCUUUGGAGUUUGACCCUGAGAUGGUGGACAUGGCUCAGAAGUUGGGAGCUGCUCUCCAGGUUUCAGAGGCUCUGGUCUGGACUAAACCAGUGAAAGAUCCCAGAGCCAAGCACCGGUCCACUUCCACCAGCAAACCUGCCAGUCUCCAGCAGCCUCUGGGCUCCAACCAAGCUCUGGGACAGGCAAUGUCUUCGGCAGCCUCUUACAGCAGAAAGCUUCCCGCAGGUGGAAGAACAACCCAGCUUGCAAAGCCACCAUCUCUUCCCCUGGAACCAGAGCCUACUGAGGAAGCAAGUCCAGUCAAAGCAUCAAAACAAAUAAGAGAGCUGGGCAUGUUGGCUCAGGCCUGUAAUCCCAGCACUCAGGAGGCUGAGGCAGAAGGAUCACCACUAGUUCCAGGCCAGCCUGGACUAUCUAGUGAGUUCAGGGCCAGCCUGCAGUACAAAUCGAGACCCUGUCUCAAAAAACAAAAACAAACAGAACAAAUAGAAAAAUAGGAAUAGGUUUUCUUGGGGGGAGGCUGCAGCAGAUGGAGGACGGUCACACGACCAGGCAGAGUAGAGGCUGGUGCCAGAGCAUUCAGAGAAGGAUGUAGGGCGUCCUGUGAUCAUGAGGCUCUAAGCCUGUGCAUCCUGCACUGGCCCGGAGAUAGGGAAAAAAUAGCAGUUAGCGCCCCUAGGAGGCGGGAACAGGGCUUGAGGCUGCCCAAGGCCUGAGUGUCAGUAAGGCACAUGGUGCUGCUGGCUUCCAGAAGGACUUCCUGUCCUGGCUGUCCAGCCCCUUCCUUUAGUCAGGGCAAGGCUGCUCAGUAGCCUAGUGAUGAAGCUUUGGCCUAGCUGGGGGUGACCCUCAGGCUGUGGGGUGAUACUAGUCCACCAGGCAGACACAAAUCUUGAAGUCCUCAUGUUUUCUUUUGCUGAGGCCCAAGUCCAAAGCUGGAUCAUGGCAGUGUAAGUCAUACGUGUCAAGGCCUGGUAUCACCACCAAGGAUUAAAAGCAUAUCAGUCUCUUAGAGGAAUUUGUGUCAGACGAUCAGUGCUACCCAGAUGCUCUAAUUCACUAGCUGUGUGCCCUUCUAAAGAUUAUGUAUCAUUGUUCUUCAGGUAUAAAAAUGAGAUCACAUUAAACACUUUUAAAAAACUGACCACUCUCUGCCCUUAACUGUUUCCAAGCCUAGUUUGAGACUGGCGGGAGUGUCAAGGUCAGGCUCCUGCUUGGUACCAGCACAGGCUGGCCUGGUGAGCGGCAGCAGCAGCAGGGCCGUCUGCACUGCUGGCUUACACUGCCCUUUAGCACCAUGGCCAGAGGCGGGGGAAAUGGAGCCACACAUGCAGUUCUUCAUGACUGGGUCCAAUCUGACAUCCAAGAGGCAGCCAACUGAGAACGCGCCUCUUUGGUCCCCAGAUCUGACACACAGCAACUGGCAGACAUUGUGAUGCCCCUGCCGUUACAGCAGAUGUGUGAUGGACGGGCUUCUGCCCUUAGCAAGUCACUUCUGCAUCAGCAUGGAGGCUACUGUGCUACAUGGAAUGGAUUAGUUACUAAACUUGGGAAGGUUACUGAAAAGGCUUCAGAAUGAUAGCGUAAACUGGGAGAGGAGGGGGAGAUGUGAGAGAUCUAGAAGGAAAAUGAACAGCUGGAUGUGGUGGCAUACACCUGCAACUCUAGCACUGAGAGGCUGAGACAGGAGGUGGGCAAGUUUAAAGCCAGCCUGGGGUACAUAGCAAGACCCUCAACAACCAGAAAAAUCUAAAAUCAAAAAUUAUGGGUUGACAGUGUGGCAGGUGACUGGCAGAGUUAAAUCAGAGUUAAAUCAGGAAUAUGGGGGCCAAGGGCCAAUUGUCCAGUCUGUUUUAGACAUGUCUGGACACCAAUCAACAACAUCUUGUUAGACUUGAAUAACUGGAUUUUAGGAAUGAAAUCUGGCUUGAAAGAAAAAUUUGGGAGUAAUUUGGAUAGCUGAAAAUCAGAUUUGAAAGGAGUCUCCCAGAGCAAGCUAGCAUUAAGAAGGCAAGGAAUGCUGGGCAUGAUGGUGCACACCUGCAAUCCCAGCACUCUGGGAGGCCAAGGCAGGGGAUCUCAAGGUUGAGCCCAGCCUGGGCAACUUACCGACUUAGUGACACCCUGUCUCAAAAAAAACUAGGGCUGGGGUAUAGCUCAGUGCCUAGGCCCUGCAUCCAAGCCCCAGUACCUUAGUGGGUAAAAAAAAAAAAAAAA